AUGUUCGUCGGUUUCAACGGGAUCUUGAACGUGGAAUGUGCGAGUCAUCAGAGAACACACACGGGCGAGAAGCCAUUCCUGUGCCCUGUGUGCGGGAAGACAUUUGCACAAUCGACAACUCUUCAAACUCAUCAGAGAACGCACACGGGCGAGAAGCCAUUCCUGUGCCCUGUGUGUGGGAAGGCAUUUGCACGGUCAUCAACUCUUCAAACUCAUCAGAGAAUGCACACGGGCGAGAAGCCAUUCCUGUGCCCUGUGUGUGGGAUGACAUUUGCAAAGUCAUCAAAUCUUCAUAGUCAUCAGAGAACACACACGGGCGAGAAGCCAUUCCUGUGCCCUGUGUGUGGGAAGACAUUUGCAAAGUCAUCAAAUCUUCAUAGUCAUCAGAGAACACACACGGGCGAGAAGCCAUUCCUGUGCCCUGUGUGUGGGAAGGCAUUUGCAGACUCAUCAACUCUUCAUAGUCAUCAGAGAACACACACGGGCGAGAAGCCAUUCCUGUGCCCUGUGUGUGGGAAGGCAUUUGCAGACUCAUCAACUCUUAAUAGUCAUCAGAGAACACACACGGGCGAGAAGCCAUUCCUGUGCCCUGUGUGUGGGAAGACAUUUGCAAAGUCAUCAAAUCUUCAUAGUCAUCAGAGAACACACACGGGCGAGAAGCCAUUCCUGUGCCCUGUGUGUGGGAAGGCAUUUCCCAAGUCUGGUGUUCUUAAGAGACACCAGAGAACACACACGGGUGAGAAGCCAUUCCUGUGCUCUGUGUGUGGGAAAACAUUUGCACACUCAUCACAUCUUCAGAGUCAUCAGAGAACACACACAGGCGAGAAGCCAUUCCUGUGCCCUGUGUGUGGGAAGACAUUUGCACAGGCAUCAGCUCUUCAAACUCACCAGAGAACACACACGGGCGAGAAGCCAUUCCUGUGCCCUGUGUGCGGGAAGACAUUUGCACAAUCGACAACUCUUCAAACUCAUCAGAGAACGCACACGGGCGAGAAGCCAUUCCUGUGCCCUGUGUGCGGGAAGACAUUUGCACAAUCGACAACUCUUCAAACUCAUCAGAGAACACACACGGGCGAGAAGCCAUUCCUGUGCCCUGUAUGUGGGAAGACAUUUGCACACUCAUCACAUCUUCAGCGUCACCAGAGAACACACACGGGCGAGAAGCCAUUCUUGUGCCCUGUGUGUGGGGAGGCAUUUGCACACUCAUCAAACAUGAACAGGCAUCAGAAGCCCCACGCACACGGAGGCAAGAAGCCAUUCAAUUGCUCUGUGUGUGGGAAGUCCUUUUCACGGCCAUCACAUCUUCAGAGUCACCAGAGAACACACACGGGCGAGAAGCCAUUCCUGUGCCCUGUGUGUGGGAAGACAUUUGCAAGGUCAUCACAUCUUCAGAUUCAUCAGAGAACACACACGGGCGAGAAGCCAUUCCUGUGCCCUGUGUGUGGGAAGAAAUUUGCAAACUCAUCACAUCUUCAUAGUCAUCAGAGAACACACACGGGCGAGAAGCCAUUCCUGUGCCCUGUGUGUGGGAAGAAAUUUGCAAGGUCAUCACAUCUUCAGAUUCAUCAGAGAACACACACGGGCGAGAAGCCAUUCCUGUGCUCUGUGUGUGGGAAGGCAUUUUCACAUUUGACCAACGUAAGAAUUCACCAGAGAACGCACACGGGUGAGAAGCCAUUCCUGUGCUCUGUGUGUGGGGAGGCAUUUGCACGGGCAUCAACUCUUCAAACUCAUCAGAGAACACACACGGGUGAGAAGCCAUUCCUGUGCCCUGUGUGUGGGAAGGCAUUUGCACACUCGUCAACUCUUCAAGACCAUCAGAGAACACACACGGGAGAGAAGCCAUUCCUGUGCCCUGUGUGUGGGAAGGCAUUUGCACAGUCAUCACAUCUUCAGAGUCAUCAGAGAACACACACGGGAGAGAAGCCAUUCCUGUGCCCUGUGUGUGGGAAGACAUUUGCAAAGUCAUCACAUCUUCAGAGUCACCAAAAAACACACACGGGCGAGAAGCCAUUCCUGUGCCCUGUGUGUGGGAAGACAUUUUCAUGGUCAUCACAUCUUCAGCGUCACCAGAGAACACACACGGGCGAGAACCCAUUCCUGUGCUCUGUGUGUGGGAAGACAUUUGCACAGUCAUCACAUCUUCAGAGUCACCAGAAAACACACACGGGCGAUAAGCCAUUCCUGUGCUCUGUGUGUGGGAAGGCAUUUUCACAGUCUGAUUACUUGGUGAAACACCAGAGAACACACACGGGCAAGAAGCCGUUCCUUUGCCCUGUGUGUGGGAAGGCAUUUGCACAAUCGUCAACUCUUCAAACUCAUCAGAGAACGCACACGGGCGAGAAGCCAUUCCUGUGCCCUGUGUGUGGGAAGGCAUUUGCACGGUCAUCAACUCUUAAAACUCAUCAGAGAACGCACACGGGCGAGAAGCCAUUCCUGUGCCCUGUGUGUGGGAAGGCAUUUGCACAAUCAUCAACUCUUCAAAACCAUCAGAGAACACACACGGGCGAGAAGCCAUUCCUGUGCCCUGUGUGUGGGAAGGCAUUUUCACAGUCG
Messenger RNA from Lethenteron reissneri (Far Eastern brook lamprey), 2556 nucleotides. RefSeq names its product zinc finger protein 91-like. Gene Ontology annotation, biological process: regulation of immune system process; regulation of cytokine production; negative regulation of transcription by RNA polymerase II. Gene Ontology annotation, molecular function: RNA polymerase II cis-regulatory region sequence-specific DNA binding; DNA-binding transcription repressor activity, RNA polymerase II-specific. The record is from RefSeq and is a predicted model, not a curated record. Lineage: Eukaryota; Metazoa; Chordata; Hyperoartia; Petromyzontiformes; Petromyzontidae. Gene Ontology annotation, cellular component: nucleoplasm.